CGAGUGGAGGAGGAGAAUUUUGUAAACUCUCUCCCUUGCUUUUCCCACCAAGUCAUGCGGUUUGAUUUCACAGGGUCCGUGAACUCCUUUUUUGCAGGAUCUUAAAAUGCGGGAGGAAUGCUUGAGGGGAAACACAAAUGAAGAAGCAGACUAGGAUCUGGAUGAAUAUGAUCAGCCUCUGUGGAAGGAUUGAGGUUUGUUAUGUUCUGCGUGUGUGAAAAUGUUUUAGAUAUCUGUGCGGCUGAAAAGAUACUGUGAAACCCGAGAAGCAACCCCGCCAGUCCUCCAAAAUAUGAGUGUACCAGAAGUACAUGAACCAGUUGUGCAGUUUGAACAAACAUUGCACCAUUCACAACGGAGUGUGUGUGUUUAUAUGCGUUCUGUGAGUGGACAAAGCUUCUAAUGAUUGUUCAACUUGGAGAAGGACAGCAACACGAUGGAGAAACCAUGGAAAUGUGAAGAUUGUGGUAAAGGAUUCAACUACCCAUCUCUGCUGGAAAACCAUCGACGCAGUCACACUGGUGAGAAGCCGUAUACUUGCUCGGUCUGUGAGAAGGCAUUUACUCAGUUAUCUUGCCUACAGUCACACCAACAAACUCACACUGAGGAGAGGCCAUUCAGGUGCACUUGUUGUGGAAAGCGGUUCCGGUCUUCGUCCAACCUCACUGCACACCUGCGAGUUCACACAGGUGAGAGACCAUUCACCUGCUCCGAGUGUGGGAAAGGAUUUACUCGAUCCUCCCAUUUGCUUGAACACCAACAAACACACACUGAAGAGAGGCCUUUCAGCUGCUCAAAUUGUGGAAAAAGGUUCAGGUCUUCACCCAAUCUUAUUGCUCAUCAACGAGUUCAUUCUGGGGAGAGAUGCUUCAUUUGCUCUGUGUGUGGGAAGGGAUACACUCAUCCGUCCAACUUGCUGAUACAUCAGCGAACUCACACAGGGGAGAGGCCAUUUACUUGCUCUGUGUGUAGGAGGAGUUUCACAAAGUCUUUUAACCUGGUAAUACACCAGCGAACUCACACUGGGGAGAAACCAUUUAUCUGUUCUGUGUGUGGGAAGGGUUUCAGUCAGCCAUCAAACCUGCUGACACAUCAGCGAGUUCAUAAAUGAUAACUGGGGUUAAAUCCUGCUGCUAACCAUGUUAACAAUUCCUAUAAAAGGCUGGAGAUUAGUAUUCUGUAAAUGUCACUGAUUUUUGUGGCUGUUGUCUGAAAAGGUAUCUGUGAUGCUUACACUUAAUCCAGUUUAAUUUCAAAGAAUCCCAAGUGUGGGAGCAGGCCAUUUGGCCCAUCAAGUCCAUACUGACCCCCCACCCCGAACAGCAUCUCACCAAGACCCACCCCAUAACUGUGCAUUUCACAUGGCCAAUCCACCUAACCUGGACAUCUUUGGACGGUAGGAGGAAAGCAGUGCACCUGGAAGAACCCCACACAAACACCGGGAGAAUGUGCAAACUCCACACAGACAGGCACCUGAGGGUGGAAUCGAACCUAGGUCCCUGGCGCUGUGAGGCAGCAGUGCUAACCACCAUGCUGCCCUAAAUUUAAACCCAUCUAGUUCACUAAUGCUGUUUAUGGAAGGAAAUCUGCAGUCUUAUUCUGGUCUCGCCUACAUGUGACUCCAGACAGCAAUGCGGUUGCGUUUUAUUUACCUGCAGUCACUCAGUACCAGGCGAAACAAGGAAUGAACAACACUUGCCUGACUUGCCAGUGAUGUCCAGACCCCAUGAAAGACAAAAUUUAAAAAUGUUUCAACAAAAAUCACUUACAAUAAAAUUAUGAAUUUAUAUUUCAAUCCGAAAUUGAUUUUCAUUGCAAAUUUUUAAAAGUUCACUCGAGAUUUGGGCAGCGCUGGCUAGACCAACGUUCAUUGCCCAUCCCUAAUUGCCUGGGAGGAGGAGGUGAUGGAGCUACCUGCUGGAAUCGCUGCAGUCCUUGAAGUGGAGGGAAACCCACAGUGAGGUAAAGAAAGGAGAUCCAGGAUUUUUCACCCAGUGCAGUGAAGAAACAGUGAUAUAUUUCCAAAUUAGGAUGAUGUGUGGCAAAACCGACCUGAUGCACAAUAUUAACACAACAACCAGAAGACUGCCUCACUUGAAAGUAGCCAAGAGAAUUAUGCAAUGGGCCAGAUACUGUGCAAGUAAACGCUCAAUCUGUCUACGUUAAGAAAUUCAAUUUCCCAUGACAACAGAAAUCUACAUGCCAUGAUGGGAUCAAGAGGGUGCUUGGCCCAAACAUUCCCAAAAUUGCCUCCUUGAUAUAUCAUCAGGCAGUGAAGUCCUCACUGACAGCAGUAAACGGAUGACUGAGUGUGAAAAGUACUCCUGAGUUGGACAUCACCCAGUCUCUGCCUGAUGCUGUUCUGCAGCUUCCUGUCAUUGUUGUGUCAGAUGAGAAACCCUCAUCUUACGCUUGAAAAAGCCAUUGAUUCCUGAGCAAGUGAAAAGACACUUGUCAAUACUGGCAUUCCAACCGACCUGCUCAAGCACAGAAACUGUGAUCGACAGUCACACCCUCACCACCUCCUUUGCUGGGAGCUAGGGUUCUUUUGCACAGGACACAUUUGAUGCUAAAAUCUUGAGAGCUUAUAAAAACCGAGGUGCAAGAGGAAACUGCAAAAACCACAGGGAGAUCUCACUCAGCAUGAUAAGGAGGGUCAGGUUUAAAACAGUUUAUUUACAGUGCAGUUUCUGUGGUGUCAGAUCAAUAGUGGACAUAUGCCAGCUGCAAGAGAAGUGUCCAAAUGGUAUUUAAUUGAAAAUUCUGCUAGCUUCUGUACUGAGAAGAGUGAAAUGUUAUAAUUACUGAGUGGGAGUAAACUUCUCAUGAUGAAUAACAACUUACUUGUAGUGUAAAGGCAGCACAGUGAUUCCCUGAAGAUAAUUACAUAAUUAAGGUUAUGAUCUGGAGCUCACAAGCAGUGGGAAACUCCAGCCUCAUUACCUCUUUUUAAUCUGAAAAGUUUGAAGCUUUUGUUUACUUUUGAAAGCAAAUCUUUUCAGUCUUAUUUUUCAACAGUUUAUUAUAUUACGCUGUAAUAAAGGCACCUGGAGAAAGAGCAAAAUAAGUAGCAAACUUCGGGCAAAGCUGAGAAAAUGCCAAAAGAAUUGGAAAAACAAAGAUUAAACUGGUGUUUGGAUCUUUGACCUGGAAAUAAAAGUUACAUAAAGUUGA
Molecule: messenger RNA, 3174 nt
Organism: Rhincodon typus (whale shark)
Lineage: Eukaryota; Metazoa; Chordata; Chondrichthyes; Orectolobiformes; Rhincodontidae
Product: zinc finger protein 664-like
Exons: 1
Coding region: 437-1111 (224 amino acids)
Biological process (GO): central nervous system development; regulation of transcription by RNA polymerase II
Cellular component (GO): nucleus
Molecular function (GO): RNA polymerase II cis-regulatory region sequence-specific DNA binding; DNA-binding transcription factor activity, RNA polymerase II-specific
Source: RefSeq, a predicted model, not a curated record